Molecule: messenger RNA, 2326 nt
Organism: Condylura cristata (star-nosed mole)
Lineage: Eukaryota; Metazoa; Chordata; Mammalia; Eulipotyphla; Talpidae
Gene: ADRA2B
Product: adrenoceptor alpha 2B
Exons: 1
Coding region: 1-1356 (451 amino acids)
Biological process (GO): platelet activation; regulation of smooth muscle contraction; adenylate cyclase-activating adrenergic receptor signaling pathway
Cellular component (GO): membrane
Molecular function (GO): alpha2-adrenergic receptor activity
Source: RefSeq, a predicted model, not a curated record
AUGGACCACCAGGAGCCCUACUCGGUGCAGGCCACUGCGGCCAUCGCGGCGGUCAUCAUCUUCCUCAUCCUCUUCACCAUCUUCGGCAACGCGCUGGUUAUCCUGGCUGUGUUGACAAGCCGCUCGCUGCGCGCCCCACAGAACCUCUUCCUGGUGUCGCUGGCCGCGGCUGACAUCCUGGUGGCCACGCUGAUUAUUCCUUUCUCCCUAGCCAACGAACUGUUGGGCUACUGGUACUUCCGGCGCAUGUGGUGCAAGGUGUACCUGGCGCUGGACGUGCUCUUCUGUACCUCCUCCAUCGUACACCUGUGUGCCAUCAGCCUGGACCGCCACUGGGCAGUGAGCCGAGCCCUGGAGUACAACUCCAAGCGCACUCCACGUCGCAUCAAGUGCAUCAUCCUCACCGUGUGGCUCAUCGCAGCUGUCAUCUCGCUGCCAUCUCUUGUCUACAAGGGUGACCAGGGUCCCCAGCCCCGUGGGCGCCCUCAGUGCAAGCUCAAUCAAGAGACCUGGUAUAUCCUGGCCUCCAGCAUUGGAUCCUUCUUCGCACCCUGCCUCAUCAUGAUCCUCGUCUACCUACGCAUUUAUCUGAUUGCCAAACGCAGCCACUGCAGAGGUCCCAGGGCCAAGGAAGCCCCUGGGAAGGGUGAGUUUCAGCAGUCCCAGCAGGUCCCUGGGGGAACUUUAGCUUCAGCCAAGAUGCCAAAUCUGGCCUCUCGUCUGGUUGCUGUGAGAGAGACAAAUGGAUGCUCCGAUCCCACUGGGGAGAAGGAAACGGGGGAGACCCCUGAAGAUCCUGAAACCUCUGCCUUGCCACCCAGCUGGUCUGCUCUUCCCAACUCAGGCCAAGAUCAAAAAGAAGGAAUUUGUGAGGCAUCUCUGGAGGAAGAAGCUGAAGAGGAGGAGGAGGGAGAGGAGAGGGAGAAAGAGUGUGGUCCUCAGGCCAUGCCAGCAUCUCCUGCCUCAGCUUGCAGCCCAACACUGCAGCAGCCACAGGGCUCCCAGGUGCUGGCUACCCUCCGUGGCCAGGUGCUCCUGGACAGGGCUGUGGGCACUGCAAGUGGCCAGUGGUGGCGUCGGCGGACACAACUGACCCGGGAGAAGCGCUUUACCUUCGUGCUGGCUGUCGUCAUUGGGGUCUUUGUGCUCUGCUGGUUCCCUUUCUUCUUCAGCUACAGCCUGGGUGCCAUCUGCCCACAGCAGUGCAAGGUGCCCCAUGGCCUCUUCCAGUUCUUCUUCUGGAUCGGCUACUGUAACAGCUCGCUGAACCCUGUCAUCUAUACUAUUUUCAACCAGGACUUUCGCCGUGCCUUCCGAAAGAUCCUUUGCCGCCAGUGGACCCAGACGGCCUGGUGAGCCCGCCUGCCCACUGCCCGUGUAGGGUUGGUGCCAGGUGGCACCAGGGCUAUCCUGCUUCUUGCCCUCUUUUAUGUGGCCACCUUCUGGGGGCUGUCUGGUCCCUUCCCAGGUCCUGAAGUUCUCAUCUUGGAAGCCCCUAGGAGAGGCAAGCAUGCGGUUCACAGGUGGUCCAUGAGAAGUUUCGUCAUGCUGACUUGGCUGUGGGGAUGUGUGUUCCACUCCCUACCUGAACAUGAGCAGGUAGAUGAGGCUUAACCCUUCCUGAAUGAAGCUGGGGCCACAGUAGGCUAGAACACUUCCUCCCAGAAUGUGUCCUACUAGCCAAUGAAUGGGUUUCCCUUUCUUAAUGACCCAGGUCACUUACUUGUGAUGUUCUUGUGGCUUUCUCAUCUUUCUCCCUGUGAAAAGCAGGGAGCCAAGACUUCCACUUUCCCCAGGUGGACCUGCUGCUUAGGAGGAGGCAGACACUGGGCCUGUGCAUCCCCACUGGGUGCUGUGGUUCCCAUCAGGCACUGGGAUAGGGGUUAUGGGCUUUUCUGGACUCUGUUUACCUCCCUUUCCCCAGCUUUUGGGUUUGUAGCUCUUUAAAGGCCAGAAGCAUGGAUCAUUUUCCACGCUGGGCACCCCUCUGGGAGGUGGGUAGGCACGUGGAUGUCUCAGUGGGGCAGUCUAGAGGUCUGAUCUCUGCCGCCACGGGAGAUUCCUGAUCACUAGCAUUCACCCCUUGCAGAAACUGGGGCCACAACAGCAUGCCUGCCUACCUUCCACAGGGAGAUGAAAGGCUUUGCAGAAAGCUUUGAGCUCCAUGAGGAAAAACGCACUAGAGAACCAGAAAAUGUGGUUAUUCAGUGAUAUAAAAAUCCCCUUUCUCUGUGUUUACCACCACCUGUCUUCCUGUAGACUUUUGUUCUGUGCCUGGGGUGGGUGAAUUCCUACCCCAAACUGGAAGAGGGGAGUGGCAGACAGA